Messenger RNA from Centrocercus urophasianus (Greater sage-grouse), 6212 nucleotides. It is a transcript of the gene VWA5B2, whose product is annotated as von Willebrand factor A domain containing 5B2. Bases 2107 to 6174 code for a protein of 1355 amino acids. Lineage: Eukaryota; Metazoa; Chordata; Aves; Galliformes; Phasianidae. The record is from RefSeq and is a predicted model, not a curated record. The transcript has 21 exons.
UAUCUAUAGCGCGGGGAGGGAGCUGCCUAGAUUAGCCCUGCAUCUGCUGGGCUUUUGCCCGGCCGUGCUCAGGCUGAGGGAUUCCCGGGCCGGGCUCGCCGGGAUCUCCCUCCCAGCGGAGCCGUUCCAGCUGUGCCGCCGUUCGCUGCCCGCCUGCCCCCUCCGCGGCCACGCGCUUCGCCCGAAGGCUCAGCUCCCCCCAAUCCCCCUUGCUUUCUCCUGCCCUUCUUCAGGGCUUUCCCCGUACGCCGGGCUGCAGUGGGUCCCACGGAGGGUGGGUUUGGGGCGGAUGCUCGGCGUCACCGCAGCCUGACCUCCGCCCUGGGGCUGCCGUAGCAGGGGCCGUGUCCCUUUAACGAGGCAGGGCUUGAAGCUUGUGCCGCUGGCACAGGGAUGGAGCGGCGGUGAAGAGCCGGUGCCAGAGCGGCUGCCUGCAACGGGAGGGGCGGUGGCAUCCGUGAGCGCAGACCCCGACCAGAGCAGAGGGAAUCGCUCCGGUCAGAAGCUUGGUGCGGCUCUUGUCGGUGCUGAGCCCCCAAUCCCUGUGUCAUCGUCCUCCAGGUAAGGCCCGGGGGGGUUGGGUUGCGGUGCCCUAGGUUUGUGUGAUCGUGAGGUGAGGUGGUGAGCCGUGCAAGUGCUGAGAUCACCGCCCCAGCGGGACCUGCACUGCUGGUAACUGCCCCAGGGCAUCAGUCCUUGGGCUGUGCCAAAAAUGACCGCUGGCCACCGGUGGGACCCUUUGUCAGAGCUGCUUGCUAGGAUUGUUCCCAUGCUGAGAGAGAUCCAUGGGGUUGGGAUGCUUUUAUUUUUGGGGUUGCACUGAGGGGAAGUUCCCUGGCAUGGGGCUGUGGUUUUCUAGGGGUUUAGUGGGAGGGAGUGUGAGGCAGAGCUGGAGGGAGCUCUGAGCUGAGCCAGCUGCAGUGUGCUCGGUUUGGGGCUGUGAUGGGGCACCAUCUCUGUGGGGCUGCCAUUUCCCGUGCCCAGACUGAGCUCUUCUAGGUGCAGUUCUGACAACUUUACAGCUGCUCAUAGCAGGGAGAGUGAGGAGGGGGCUGCAAAGUGCUGGAGGUGGGGAGGGGUACUGGUGGUGAUUCUGCACUGGGCACCAUUUGCUGUUCUGGAGGCUGAGGUCGUGGUGAGGAGCAGCUCUGCUUUUAUUCAUCACCUCGGGGCUUAGAGCAACACACGGGGCCAGAUGGGCCCUGUUUACCCUGCGAGUGUAAAUGCAAAGAGAAGUGAUAAAAAGCAGCUGGAACAGCUUCUGCUGGCAGUCCUGGUAAACAAGGCUGCGUGGCAAGGCAAAUAGCGGGCACGUUGCUGAGCACUGAGCCAGGCUCCUUGGGAACUGAUGGGAGAGCUUCGGGGUGAGCCCAUCCCUGAUGGCUCCAGGCAAUGGAGCUGGGGCUGUCCCUGUCUGAGUGCUGCUCCCACUGCUGACCCAGAAUGAGUGCUUCCCUCUUCCCGUGUUGGGGUUAGAAUGGAGUUACUGUGAGGGGUAGGGUUACGGUAAGGAUUUGUGUUGGGGUUAGGGUUAAGUUUAGCUUUAGGAUGUAGUCAGGCUUAAGGUUAGAGUUAGGAUUAGUCUUAGGGUUAGGAUAGGGUUAGGGUCAGUUAUAGGGUUAGGGAUAGCCACAUGCGUGCAUCCCUCUGCUUCCCCCUCCCCUCUGUGCUUCCCAUCAGUGCAGCACUGACCUUGUUGUUAAUUAUUAAACCCCCAGCAAACACCGCACUCUGUUGUGUCCUAGUUACGCCGUGGGCUUCUUGUGCAUCUUUUUUCUUUUUUUUCCCCAAGCAAAUUACCCUGGUAACCUCUGUGGGUGGAUGGAGAUAGGAGUGGCAGAUGCUCCUCUCCCCGCCAGCACAGGCGAUGGGCUGCAGAGGCUCUGGGGCUGCCGAGCUGCUUUGUGUGGCCAGGAGACAGGGAUGUGUGGCCGUCUGUUUCUGGCCAUGUGGGCUCUCAUGGCUCCACAGGGCUGAGGUUUGGCUCCAGAGCAGAGAUUUGGGUUCAGGUCUGUGUGUGUCCCUUUGUUGGUGUGCGUGAGCCCCUUCUCUACAGACCCCCUCCCAGCAUCUCAUCCUGCAGCCGUGCUGAGGGACCAAGGGACCAUGCCAGGUCUGUACGUGCUCUCCUCCUGGGAGGCUCUGCCCCUGAAGAGCUCCAGGGUGAAGGCAUGCGCCAAUGGGUACGUGCUGAGCAUCACUGCCCAGCUCCUGUACACCAACCCACGUGAAGAGCCCGUGGAAGGUGUCUUCAUUUACCCGCUGGAGGAGUCAGAGCUGGUGGCUGGCUUUGAGGCAGUGGUGGGCAGCCGGCGGGUCACCUUCCAGGUGCAGAGCCGGCACCGGGCGCAGGAUUGCUGCCUGCAGUGCGGCAGCAGCCCAGGGCGGCCGCGCCGCUGUGCCAGCGGUCACCUCGUCCUGGAUGAGGACACCGAGCGUUCCACCUUCGUCAUCAUCACAGGCUUAGUGGGGCCGGCGGAGAGCCUGGCCGUGACCCUAAACACAGUGCAGGAACUGCCCACGCUGCCGGGGGGGGCCCUGCGCCUCGUCCUGCCCCCCGUCCUUGUGCCACGUGUCGCCACCGCCCCCGAGCGUGAGAGCGAGCCGGGAAGCUUGUGUGACGACAGGUUGGCCCUAUGCCCCACCAGCUGUUUUGGGGGACCUGGGGCAAGGAGCCAGCCUGCACCCGCAGCACCUGUGGAGAGCACAGAUGUCUUCAGGGGACAGCCCUACAACCCCUUUCCUUACGAGUUUGCUUUUGAGCUGCUGGUGAAGGGCCCGUGCCUGCUGGCAGGCCUGGAGAGCCCAACCCACGCGCUGCGUGCCGAUGCCGACCCCUGGGCCAGCUCUGCCACCACCACCUGCGUCACCCUGGCCGAGCAUCACCACUAUGACAGGAACGUGGAGAUCAUCCUCUACCCCUGUGAGCCCCACCAGCCCCACCUGGUGAUGGAGGAAGGCACCAUGACGUACCCAGAGUAUGAGGCACACAUCCGGAGCCGCCGGGACUACGUGCGGAUAGCCAGGAGGGACGGCAGUGGGGAGAGACAGGUGGCUUUUGUGCAGAAGCGUUUCCACAAGGACAUCUUCCACAACCCUGUGCUGAUGCUCAACUUCUGCCCGGAGGUGGAGGCCACCCCAGGGGCCCUGCAGAGUGUCACCCGCGAGGUCCUCUUCCUCAUAGAUCGCAGUGGAGCCGUGAGCGGCCCUGAUGUUGACAGGGUCAAGGAAGCGCUGCUGGUGGCCCUGAAGAGCCUCCCCCCAGGAACUCUGCUCAACAUGGCAACCUUCGGCACCAACCUGCAGCCUCUCUUCCCCUCCAGCCGCCUCUGCAGCAAUGAGACGCUGCAGAGGGCCUGCUGCUACCUGGGUGAGCUGCGGGUGGCUGCGGGCAGCCCUGACCUCCUGGCAGCGCUGAGUUGGGCGCUGGCACAGCCCCUGCACCAUGGGUACCCCCGGCAGCUCUUCCUGUUCACCGCGGCAGCGGCAGUGGGUGACAUGGGCCGCAUCCUGCAGCUGGUGCGCAGGCAGGCCAGCACCGUCAGGUGCUUUAGCUUUGGGAUGGGCCCGCGGGCAUGCCGGCGACUGCUGACAGCCAUAGCCAAGCUGAGCCGUGGCCGCGCUGAGUUCCUGGACCUGUCUGAGAGGCUGCAGCCUAAGCUCAUCAAGGCCCUGAAGAAGGCGAUGGAGCCGGCCGUCAGCGACAUCACCAUCGACUGGUACGUGCCUGACAGCACUGAGGCUCUGCUCUCCCCCACUGAGAUCGCAGCGCUCUACCCCGGGGACCGGCUCAUCAGCUACUGCACCCUGUACAGCAUCGCCCGGUUCCGGGACCAGCGCCCUGCGGGCCGGGAUGCGGCUCGCCGGGGCUCAGCUGUCCCAUUGCAGGUGGAGGUGCCCACCCCAGGGGGCACACGGCUGUCCCGAAGCUCCAGAGAGACCUCCGUGGAGAUCUCAGCCAUUGGCACAGAGGAGUCGGAGCGCAGUGCUGACCUCACUUCAGGGGGAGACAUCUGGAAGCGUAUUUACCAGCCCUCCUACAUCCAGGAGCAGUACGUCCUGACGCACUGCUCGGUCAGCACGGAGCGCAGCCAGGGACUGCUGUCCCGCAGCUCCACCAGCAGUGAGUCCACUGGUUCCCGUGAUGUGGCCCCUGACAGCAGCUCUGCAGCCCCUGACACUACCUCCCAGCAAGGCCAGAAGAGCCUGUCCCUCUGUGAGUCCUCCACCAAAUCUGCCCCACUGCCCUCGGCUCCUGCUGCCAUCAAGGUAAGGAACGCACCGGGGCUUCUCCCUAUCUGUCUGGGGCCUUGUCACACCACUGAGCCUGGAUGUGGGGAUGUUAGGUUGGAAGCUGGAGGGCCAUGGCCUGCAUUUAGCCAGGGUCAGCUCUGGAUGUUGACAGCAAGCUCCUCAGAUGGGUUUGUCUUGCUGGAACUAGAGAGCUGGGGACUAAAGAGCCAGUCCCCGCCCAGAGCUCGACCUGCACUCCGUGCCGCUGAGCCCCGGCUCGCCAUGAGCUCCCCGCAGGUGCCGGUGUCACUGAGCAGCGAGGAGCUGGCACGGCAGCAGAAGGCGCUGGCACGAGCUGCCCUGGCCGGCCGCAGCUUCUCCUCACCACACGGGGAGCUGGAUGCACGCCGGCUCUGCCGUGCCCUGGAAAAGGUGUCCCAGAAGAGGAACCAGUCUGUGGAGGGGCAGCUGGACCAGCUGGGCCCCAGGACACCGCGGCUGCAGCGCAGCACUGGGGAGUCAAAUAACCUCCUGUCACCGACCCACCUGGACUGGGACAUGCUGGUGGAGCCCUCUUACCUCUUCAGUGCAGUGGUGCCCGAGGCCAAAGAGCCCGGUCAGGGUGAUCCCUGCCUGCCCCUACGCUGCCACGUAGUGAUCCACGGACUGCACGCAGGCCAGCCUGUGUCCUGGGAGGUGACGGCCUCACUGGAGGCCCUGCUGCAGCCACGAGAUGGGGUGGGCAGUGAGGAGCCCCUGCGGCAGGUGGCCACAGCAGGGGAGAAACCAUUGCAUGGCUUGGCAGCACGGUCCGUCAUCCAGGACAGCGAAAAGGCGGCACAGCGUGAAGCUGAGCUGGAGCAGGGUUUCGCCCGCCGCUUCCGCCUGAAAGCCAUGCAAACCAGCAAAGCCUGCAACGUGCCUUCCCUGUACACAUGCGUGGUGCCUGUGGAUGGGGCCACACGGGUGGUGCUGCCCGCAGCCCCGCAGGUGUGGAGCACAGCCACACGCAGCACAGGCAUGGCGGGGAGCCGGCAUCGCCGGCAACGGGAUAUGGAGGAGCGGGAGGCUCUCAUUGGUGCAGAGAGGGAUGAGGUCCCUGGGUCUCCGGUUAGUGCCUCCUCUGCCACCUCUGGCUGGGAAAAGCAGAACGGCUCUCACGGGCUUCCAACCAGCCCCUCGGGCUCCUCCAUGGCCUCCCGGAAAUCCACAGAGAGCAUUGCUGGCUCCAGGUUCAGCCUGACCAGGCGCAGGGGGCCCAGCCUAAUGCUGCGACCACAGUGCCUCAGCCCUGAGAGCGAGUGCUCCAGCACGGCCGCCAGCCACAACUACCUUCCUCUGGUGCAGUUACAGCAAGCACGGGGGCUGUUCCAGCUCACCGAGACCUUUUCUGAAGUGGUGCAGAUCCCCCUAGACCGCCUGCGCCGUGCCUCACCCUAUGCCUCCCACCGUGCCAGCCUCAGCCCCACAUCCCCCGUGGCCAAGAGCAGCCCCGGGGCAGGGCUGUGCACCGAGGGCGAGGAGCAAAUUGCAGCCCCGGAGCCUGGCUCACCCCAGUCCCACAGCACUUGCUCUGAGGUGCCCAGUGCAGCCGUGUGGGCGCAGGCAGACAGCGGACAUGGCUCCGAGUCUGACACCGCCCCCCAUUCGGCCGCCCCAUCAGAAGCGGGCUGGCAGGACGUGGGGCUGGAGGACCUGGAGAGUGCCAGCUGGGCCACGGCCGUGGCCCUGGCGUGGCUGGAGCAUCGCUGUGCCGGCUUCUUCGAUGAAUGGGAGCUGGUGGCAGCCAAGGCAGAUGCGUGGCUGCAGGCACAGCAGCUGCCCGAGGGCCUGGAUGUGAGCUGCCUCAAAGGGGCGGCCCGGCACUUGUUCCUGCUGCUGCGGCACUGGGACGAGAACAUCACACUGAACAUGCUGUGCUACAACCCCAACAACGUGUGAUGGCCGCAGGGGCCAUCAAUAAAGCUGCCUGGCUCGGU